Messenger RNA from Pseudonaja textilis, 2805 nucleotides. NCBI's taxonomy places the organism in Eukaryota, Metazoa, Chordata, Lepidosauria, Squamata, Elapidae. The record is from RefSeq and is a predicted model, not a curated record.
CCCUGUUGCCCCAAGCCCACCCGCACCCCUUGGGCACCAUGAACACCAACGUGUGCGUGGAGACGGGGCCCAACCCCGAGGCGCCGGGGCUGCCCAAGGAGAACCACCUGCCCGACGGUGCCCUCAACAGCCUUGUGGAUUACAACUCGGAGAUGGAGCGCUACCGCUCCUUCGCCACCUUCUACAAGACCAACGGCGGGGCCUUCCCUCAGGCGGCCAAGAUCGCGCGCAUCACCACCCCCAUCUUCCCAACCGCCGCCGCGGCCGCCGCCGCCCGCAUCGGCAUGUCCCCGUGGAACUGCGACACGGCCACGGCGGCCGCCGCCACCGCCAUGCUGUGGGGCAGCGGCGCAGGAGGCGGGGGAGCGGGCGUCGGCGGGCCUAACCCGGCGGCCGCUGCCGCCGGCGGCGUGGCCCGCAAAGCAGCCGCCGUCGCCGCCGCCUCGUCGGUCGCAGCGCCCCCGCCGGCUUCGUCGCCCGCCUCUUCUCUGCACGCCGCCGGCAGGAGCGGAAACGGCGGCGGCGGGAGUUUACACCAUCGGAACGAGUCCCAGCGGCUCGGCAAGCCUGGCUGCGCGCCAGCCGAGCAGCCCUCGUUGCAAAUGGCCAAUAAUAAUUUCCUCUCCACCUUAGCCCCGGAACACUGCAGACCUUUGGCUGGGGACUGCAUGAACAAGCUCAAAUGCGGCGCUGCUGAAGCAGAGAUAAUGAAUCUCCCCGAGCGCGUGGGGACUUUUUCCGCUAUCCCGGCUUUAGGGGGCAUCUCAUUACCUCCCGGGGUCAUCGUCAUGACAGCCCUGCACUCCCCCGCAGCAGCCUCAGCAGCCGUCACAGACAGCGCGUUUCAAAUUGCCAAUCUGGCAGACUGCCCGCAGAGCCAUUCCUCCGCCUCUUCGUCGUCCUCAGGAGGAGGGGGCGGCGGCAACCCAGCCAAGAAGAAGAGGAAAAGGUGCGGGGUCUGCGUGCCCUGCAAGAGGCUCAUCAACUGUGGAGUCUGCAGCAGUUGCAGGAACCGCAAAACGGGACACCAGAUCUGCAAAUUUAGGAAAUGUGAAGAGCUAAAGAAAAAACCUGGCACUUCGCUAGAGGUCAGAGGAGAUGAUUUCUUUCUUCCCAGCCUCCCGCCGUCCCUCGUGAACCCCCUUCCCCCGCCUCUUCAGUGCUUCUUGUCUAGUUUCAAGAUGCAGCAUCCCUUUUCCGAAGCCUCCUUCAGGUUGUGAGGGGGGAGGCCCCCCUCGCCUCGCCCCCCCCACUUGGUUGCCUCUCCGUAGUACUGUGCACAAAGCAUAGCCACACGUCCUCAGCCUGGUGGGGGAUGGGGUUGGAUUGGACUGCUCUGGACCCAGUUUUGGAGGAAGGGGAGUGAGGAGGCCGGCCCUCUGCAAUAAAAACCUGGCCCGGGGCCUUGGGGCGUUUUGUUUGGGUUUUUUUCGACAGGCAGGAAUACCCGGAAAGUUUGUCUAAAUGGGAUUUGGAAAGGAAAAAAAUGCCACGAAAUCGCUCAAUUCCCGAGGGGAUUUUUUUUUUCUCACCCUUUAUAAUCAUUACACGAAGAUUUCUUCUACUCUUUUUUUUUUUUAAAAAAAAUACACAUUCCCAAGUUGUAUAUUACAAGUAAAUUGAUUGGAAUCGAUGGUCUAUAUUUUUAUCUGUUACUUCAAGGUGUGUUGUUUGGUGACAUGUAAACUAUUUUUACUUAAUGUGGAAGUAAUGGUGAAGGGCAUUUUUUUUUAAAGAAAGUCCAAAUGCUUUAGUAGUCAUGAAACUUUUUAAGUUCUAAAUAACUUUGGCAGUAUAGUGGAUCCUUUCCUUCCUUAUUUGCUGUGUAGAUUUCGCUUUGUUUGAAAAUUAGAGAGUUUACUUUCCACAUCUUAAAAUGGUCCUCCAUCUAAAACGAAGAACUAGGUAAUUUGGGAUUUGUUUUUAGAUAAUUUAUUACAAGAAAAUAAUUGGUGGUGAAAAAGUUAGUCAAGCAUACCAAAAGUGGAUCAUGAUACUUCCUUACCAAAAAAUAGCCCUUUGUAGUAUAUUUUACAAUCGGAUAAAGAAUAUGAGUAUUUGUGCUUGAAAUGUAUAUGCAUUUAUUUUUAAAAAACUCAGAAUUGACAAUGUAUCAUAGACCAGAAAAGGUCUUCAGGUUUAGUAGACUUUAAAAAAGUAAAAGGGAUAUUCUGGAUUUUCAGUUCAUGUAUUUAGUUUAGCAGUCAAAGAAAAAAACUUGUAAAAUGAUUAAUAGCAUUAUUUUUAGAUGGAAGAAAAGAGAGGAAAGACUUGUAAUGAUUUAAACCCUGUGAUUAUUAAAACUAUAGUAUUACCAGGUAGAUGAACCUAUCAGAUGAAUGUUUGAUUUGAGAAAUAAAGUUCUUUAUGGAACUUUAAGAUGUAAAGUGGCUGAAAUUAGCAACUCAGAGUUGCAACUGUCAUUAACAGGAGUUAACUUAUACAUAGAUUUUUUUAUUUGUGUUAAUGUUACUACUAAGUUUAACAUUUCAUUUAGAAAAAAUAGGGAGGGAAAGGAAAGCACUUGGGUGAUACUAAUUUUUCUUCCCUUGCAAAAUUGAACUAUCCUUUUGGAAAGUUUAAUAACUUAUUCCUCAUAUAUUUUCCAUAGCUGCUUAUUGUGCAUAUCUGAUAAUCCAAUAUCACUUUGAUGCAACAGUCUCUAUGGACUAUAUUUCAGCUGGUCAAAAAUCAGUUGUAUAUAAAUGUACCUGUUAUUUUUGGUUGCAAACACUCCUGUUUAUUUCAUAGAACGUUACCGAGAAUGUAUAUUGUGAUUUUUACAAUAAACAGUAAAUACUGAAU